This is a messenger RNA of Auxenochlorella protothecoides, 504 nucleotides long. RefSeq names its product Transmembrane protein 97. The transcript has 4 exons. Lineage: Eukaryota; Viridiplantae; Chlorophyta; Trebouxiophyceae; Chlorellales; Chlorellaceae. The coding region runs from base 1 to 504 and encodes 167 amino acids. The record is from RefSeq and is a predicted model, not a curated record. Gene Ontology annotation, cellular component: endoplasmic reticulum.
AUGUCGCGCGUCGUCGAGAUCGCGAUCGCCUUCUUCUUCAUCUCCCACAUCCCUAUCACGAUAUUUGUCGACUCCCAAGCAGUUUUUAGCGGCGAGCUGUACCAUGCAAAGAUUCGAGAAACUACAGAGUGGUACUUGAGAACCUAUGGCGAUCCACUGAUGACGCCGCCGUACAAGCCCUGGUUCCUGUCGCUUGUGUACUCUGAGGUCUUCCUGCAGCUGCCCUUCUUUUUCGUUGGGGCCUAUGCAUUCUUGGCACGCCGGAACUGGGUACGCAUACCGGCGCUCAUGUAUGCGAGCUUUGUGACAGCCACCAUGCUCCCCAUAUUCUUCGAGCUCUGGUUUCACAAGGCGCCUGGGUACAAGCCAGCCAUGGUUUCUGCUUUCUACGCACCCUACCUUCUCUUCCCGCUCCUGAUCAUUGCCAGGACGGCGUUCUCUGCAUACCCCUUCAAGCAGCCAGCCCUGUCCGAUGCUUGGAACAACAAGCAGAAGUGGGUGUAA